CUUCAGUCUCUAUCCUGCUCAAAGAAGAAAAAGCGGAAAUUACGAAACUGAUAAGCGUAAAUUUGUCAAUUCAAGAUGGCACAGGACGCGAUGGAGCAGAUGGAUAUUGAGGACAGUAAAGGAGGAUCUGGUCUUCGACAGUAUUACCUGUCAAAAAUCGAGGAGCUUCAGUUGACAGUAAAUGAGAAAAGCCAAAACCUUAGACGUCUGCAGGCUCAAAGGAACGAGUUAAAUGCCAAGGUGCGCCUUCUGCGUGAGGAACUGCAGUUACUGCAGGAGCAGGGAUCAUAUGUAGGAGAGGUGGUGAGAGCCAUGGACAAGAAGAAAGUGCUGGUCAAGGUGCAUCCUGAAGGAAAGUUUGUUGUGGAUGUGGAUAAGAACAUUGAUAUUAAUGAUGUAACUCCAAAUUGUCGCGUAGCACUUCGAAAUGACAGUUACACAUUGCACAAGAUCCUGCCAAACAAAGUGGAUCCACUCGUCUCGCUAAUGAUGGUGGAGAAAGUGCCCGAUUCCACAUACGAGAUGAUCGGAGGACUGGACAAACAAAUCAAAGAGAUCAAGGAAGUGAUCGAAUUGCCAGUCAAACACCCUGAACUCUUCGAGGCUCUUGGAAUUGCACAACCUAAGGGUGUGCUGCUGUAUGGACCUCCUGGCACAGGAAAGACCCUGUUAGCUAGAGCCGUGGCCCACCAUACUGACUGCACCUUCAUCAGAGUGUCUGGAUCAGAGCUGGUUCAGAAAUUUAUUGGAGAAGGAGCUCGUAUGGUGCGUGAACUGUUCGUCAUGGCCAGAGAACAUGCCCCCUCCAUCAUCUUCAUGGAUGAGAUCGACUCGAUCGGCUCAUCUCGGCUGGAGGGAGGAUCAGGAGGAGACAGUGAGGUGCAGAGGACUAUGCUGGAGCUUCUCAACCAGCUGGAUGGAUUCGAGGCCACCAAGAACAUCAAGGUUAUCAUGGCAACAAACCGAAUUGAUAUUCUGGACUCUGCCCUUCUUCGACCAGGCCGCAUUGACAGGAAGAUUGAAUUUCCUCCUCCUAAUGAAGAGGCCCGUUUGGACAUUCUGAAGAUACAUUCCCGUAAAAUGAACCUGACGCGUGGCAUUAAUCUGCGUAAGAUUGCUGAGCUGAUGCCUGGAGCGUCUGGUGCAGAGGUCAAGGGUGUGUGCACAGAGGCAGGGAUGUACGCCCUGCGAGAGAGGAGAGUCCACGUUACCCAAGAAGAUUUUGAGAUGGCAGUAGCAAAGGUGAUGCAGAAAGACAGUGAGAAAAACAUGUCCAUCAAGAAACUCUGGAAGUAGAUGUUAGACUGUAUUUUGCAGUUUUUUUUUUUUUCUUUAACUUGCUUUGUCAUCACCAAAUAUAUUCAAAAUAAAUUGUUUCACACUUAACAUGA
Myxocyprinus asiaticus (Chinese sucker) is the source of this 1391-nucleotide messenger RNA. Its product is annotated as 26S proteasome regulatory subunit 8-like. Gene Ontology annotation, cellular component: proteasome regulatory particle, base subcomplex. The transcript is spliced from 12 exons. The coding region runs from base 76 to 1296 and encodes 406 amino acids. Gene Ontology annotation, biological process: proteasome-mediated ubiquitin-dependent protein catabolic process. NCBI's taxonomy places the organism in Eukaryota, Metazoa, Chordata, Actinopteri, Cypriniformes, Catostomidae. The record is from RefSeq and is a predicted model, not a curated record. Gene Ontology annotation, molecular function: proteasome-activating activity; ATP binding; ATP hydrolysis activity.